GGGAAGCUCCGACUCCGGCUUCAUCUCCAGAGCCUCCUGCUGUUCUGUUGCCAGAGACAGCCCUGGAGAUGUCACCUGGCUCUGGUGAAGACAGUGAGGACGAGAGUGUCAUGUCUGAGUUUUUGCCACUUAAACGCUACAGUUGAGCACCUUUUGUUUAUUAGAUUGAUAAUGUUUGUUUGUUUGAUUUGUUUUUUUUAUUGCUGUGUUCUAGUUUGCAAUAAUGCCUGUUAAGAAGCAUGAAUAAUUCGCUUUUAUGUCUUUAUUUAACUUUUUUUCAAGUACAUAGUGUAAGAUCUAUGUACAAGAUGAAGAUUAAGACCCUUUGUGAAAUUGCUUGAAAAUUUCUGACGAAUUUCUAUUUUUUAAGGGAUCUAUACACUCCAAAUGGCAUAAAAUGCGCUCCUAAACACUUUCUGUAAGGUGACUUUUGAAAAAAACUUGGUUAAAUUUGACAACUUUAUCUACAAAGUUAAAAAUAAAUGAUACGUACCACGUACGUAACUUCUGAGGGGGCGUGGCCAACCAGCUAUAAAAGCAGCAGCCCAGCAGCAGGAGCCCAGUCUGUUGGAGACAAGAGAAGAGUUGUUUCAAGACUGAAUAUGAGUGAUGGUUUCAAAAAACCACUCCCUCCUGGUGGUGGACGGAGGCGUCCGCAGUGUCGGCAUGCGGCAGGUGACAGUGCCGCACCUGCUGCCACCGCUGAAGCAUCUCGUCCACCACCGUCGGAGGGAGGUGCCACCGCUGGAGCAGCAGCUUGGCCAGCCAUCCCACCCAUGCCACCACUGCCUCCCCUCUCACCCAUGCCACCACUGCCUCCCCUUCCACCCAUGCCGCCACUGCCUCCCCUUCCACCCUUGCCUGCUGCGUCGAUGCAGAACGACAUGGAGUGGCCGGAGUUGCUCCAUGAGGAGGCAAAGCUGGUGCAGAAGGGUGUCAGGAGACGUGGCGACAACCUUUACCCCUCCAUCCCCCGUCUGGGCCCGGUGAAGGAUGAUGGAGGGCGGCAGCCACCUGAGGCAGCCAUUGGAGCCCUGGAGGCAUCAGCAGGGGUAGAUGUAGGGGCGGUGGGGGAGAACGACCGAGAGUGGGAACUGGAGUUGGACAGGGAGAUGCUUUCAGAUGAAGGCACAACUCCUUGUCCGACUCCAGUCAAUUCCCCCCGGUCGUCUUCUCCCAUAUCUCCUGGCCCGUGCCUGCUGAAUUCUCCAGGGCCCAAUUUGGGCCAAUUUUUGCCUCUGAAGAAGUAUGACGAGGAGUGGGAGGACUAAUUUUUUAUUUUUUUUGGUGCUGUGUUAUUUGGGUUUUACGUUAAAUGUUUAGUUACUGUUCUGUAACUAUUUGGUUGUUGAAGGCAAUAAAGCCUGUUUCAAUGCAAA
Messenger RNA from Acanthopagrus latus (yellowfin seabream), 1379 nucleotides. Its product is annotated as myosin tail region-interacting protein MTI1-like. NCBI's taxonomy places the organism in Eukaryota, Metazoa, Chordata, Actinopteri, Spariformes, Sparidae. The record is from RefSeq and is a predicted model, not a curated record. The transcript is spliced from 4 exons. The coding region runs from base 483 to 1271 and encodes 262 amino acids.